AUCCAAGAUGUCCAGUUCCCUGGAGCAGGCACUGGCUGUGAUGGUUGCCACCUUCCACAAGUACUCCUGCCAAGAGGGCGACAAGUUCAAGCUGAGUAAGGGGGAGAUGAAGGAACUUCUGCACAAGGAGCUGCCCAGCUUCGUGGGGGAGAAGGUGGAUGAGGAGGGGCUGAAGAAGCUGAUGGGCAACCUCGACGAGAACAGUGACGAGCAGGUGGACUUCCAGGAGUACGCUGUGUUUCUGGCUCUUGUCACUAUCAUGUGCAAUGACUUCUUCCAGGGCUGCCCAGACCGACCCUGAAGCAGAGCCCUUGACUCCCUGCCGUGAUGGAGUUCUUGGGCCCGGGACUCUCAUUCCCUUUUGGUUUUGUACUCAAUAAAAUCUUUUGUUUGUUGAUAAU
This is a messenger RNA of Propithecus coquereli (Coquerel's sifaka), 401 nucleotides long. It is a transcript of the gene S100A2, whose product is annotated as S100 calcium binding protein A2. Bases 8 to 301 code for a protein of 97 amino acids. Gene Ontology annotation, biological process: endothelial cell migration. The transcript has 2 exons. Gene Ontology annotation, cellular component: cytoplasm. NCBI's taxonomy places the organism in Eukaryota, Metazoa, Chordata, Mammalia, Primates, Indriidae. Gene Ontology annotation, molecular function: transition metal ion binding; calcium ion binding. The record is from RefSeq and is a predicted model, not a curated record.